This is a messenger RNA of Cucumis melo (muskmelon), 4333 nucleotides long. RefSeq names its product DNA mismatch repair protein MLH3. Bases 359 to 4018 code for a protein of 1219 amino acids. Gene Ontology annotation, molecular function: ATP binding; ATP hydrolysis activity; mismatched DNA binding. Gene Ontology annotation, biological process: mismatch repair. Gene Ontology annotation, cellular component: mismatch repair complex. The transcript is spliced from 27 exons. The record is from RefSeq and is a predicted model, not a curated record. Lineage: Eukaryota; Viridiplantae; Streptophyta; Magnoliopsida; Cucurbitales; Cucurbitaceae.
CUAGUUUGGAGUCCAAAUCAUUUUAUCUUAAACGGACCGACAUGUCGUUCGUCCUGGCGCCACCUUGGUACCGGGAAAGUUUUUAAUUACGAUUUACGGCGGUAUGCUCUGAAUUCGACACUCGGCGCGGCCAUUUUUUCAUUCACUGCGGCGAAGCACAGUCGUCUCGAAAGAAGUUGGCUUCAGACUGAAUACGGGUUCCGCCUCGGAGCCAUCGGCACAUGAGCCGGCACCGACUCAUCGAAAGAAGAGCUGGCUGUGGAUGCUGCGGUAACAUGUGAGCAUAGCUUUUGGGAUUUUUGACAGAAUUGGAGUAAAAUUGUAGUUACAGAAGUCUUGUACGUAGGCUUUUUUGUAGAUGGGGACUAUCAAGCCCCUGCCGAAGUCAGUUCGUAAUUCUGUGCGUGCUGGCGUUAUUCUCUAUGAUGUCACGAAGGUCGUGGAAGAGCUUGUUUAUAAUAGUUUGGAUGCUGGUGCGUCAAAGAUUUCAAUUUUCAUUGGCAUUGGGACAUCCUAUGUUAAAGUAGUGGACGAUGGAUCUGGUAUUACUCGAGAUGGGUUAGUCUUGCUCGGAGAAAGAUAUGUGACAUCAAAAUUUCACGAUCUCAUCGACAUGGAUCUCAAAGGUGGAACAUUUGGCUUUCGAGGAGAGGCAUUGGCUUCCAUUUCAGAUUUGUCAUUAGUGGAGAUCAUAACUAGAGCAUGUGGGAGGGCAAAUGGAUAUCGUAAAGUCUUAAAGGGUUGCAAAUGCUUGUAUCUUGGAAUUGAUGAUAUGGAAGAUUUUGGCACUACUGUUAUUGUUCGAGAUCUGUUUUACAACCAACCAGUUCGAAGGAAACAUAUGCAAUCCAGCCCCAAGAAGGUCUUGCAUGCAGUCAAGAAAUGUGUAGUUCGAACUGCCCUUGUACAUUCUAAAGUUUCCUUCAAAAUUGUAGAUAGUGAAAGUGAGAGUAUUCUUCUUUGCACGGAUCCCUCUCCUUCUCCUUUAUCACUUUUGAGAAGUGGGUUUGGUAGUGAGGUUUCCAGGUCUCUCCAUGAAUUAAAAAUCGGUGGUGGGGACUUAAAGCUAUCAGGCUAUAUAUGCAGUCCGUUUGACAAUUUCAGUAUCAAGGGUGUUCAAUAUGUCUAUAUUAACAGGCGAUUCAUUUGCAAGGGCCAAAUUCAUAAAUUACUUAAUCAACUGGCCGGUAGAUUUAUGAGCCUGGAUCCACAGACUGACCUUGUCUUUCACAGAAGGAAGAGAAGCAGGUCUGAAGCAAAUCCUGCUUAUGUUUUAAAUUUAGAGUGCCCUGUAUCUUUCUACGAUCUAACAUUUGAAUCAUCCAAGACCUUUGUUCAGUUUAAGGACUGGACCCCAAUACUUACCUUCAUUGAAGAGGCCAUUCAACAAUUUUGGAAGGAAAAAUAUAAUUGUGGAAAAUCUGUGGUCCAUUCAGCCCCCAUAGUUGGAGAUGAGCUGUGGAAGGAUGAAGAUAACACGAUUUCAACAAAAUCAAAUGAUAUUCUAUCUGUGAAGAAGAACAGAAUGCAAAGCUGCCAGGCUUCCCUCAUUGAUAUGUUUUCACCAUCAGUCAUGUUCACAAAACAUGAUGACAUCUUGUCCUAUAGGUUUUGUGACAAAAAGGCACGUGAGAGUUCACACACAAGUUCAAUUGAAUUUGAUGACGGUGAUCACCAUCUAGCUAAGAUGCAAUUUAGUCACCAAGCCGGUCAUUUCCCAAAAUCAUGGGAUACUCCCUUGGCAAAAUGCUCAACUACAGCUGUCCGAAACAAUGACCAUUACCAAUUGGUACCUGAAUUUCCUUUUGUAUCUGAAGGCUCCUUUUUGGAUAGAAGGCUGAAUUCUCCAAAAGGAUGUGAUGACAUUGUUGAGGAGAAUAUCUUCUGUUCAGAUUUUAAAGGUCAAUCAUCUAAAAUGCAUAUCGAUAUGAUCACUGGGUCUGCCGAAAGUACACCAUCUUCUUACUUUCAUGAAAUUAGCUAUGAUGAUUGUAUCUUCAUGGGUAACAAACCUUCACUUACGGGAUGCUCCUCAAUGAGCAGUUUUCAUCCGUACAUUCAAAAUGAUGUCAUCGACAGAACCCAAAUGCAAGGAAUGCUUGAUGAUGAAGUUGAUAUUAUGAAACUUGAUGCUUACAUCAAGGGUUCUGAUUUUUGUGCCGGAUCCUCAUUGCAUGCUGAGCAUAUGCAGAUGUUUUUGUCAAGUUAUCAGACCAGAAAUUCCCCAAAUGCUCACAUGACUUCAAAAUCCAUAUUAGCUACAGAAUGGGAUGUUGAUUGCUUCAGUGUUAGGGAUGAGGUCGAAAGGAGCUGGAGAUCUAGAGAUAGGACACCCUUCAAGCAGUUGGUGGAUGAUGAUGAAAAGGGCUGCCGAUUUGAUUAUGAUAUCAUGUUGAGUAGCUCCAAAAAAAAUAAUUACAAGUCAAGUUACACCGAUAGUGCAAUGAUAGUUGAUGAUGUUUUUGAUACUAGAGAAAACCUUGGUAACUUCCUUAAAAAGUCAAAUAAUUUUGAACAUUCUUCUCCUAGGAGUCCUGAUAUGCACUCCCGUCAGAAGUAUUUUUCCAAUUGGAGAUUGCCUGAAAGAGAUUGUGAAAAGGCUUAUGGAAGCUCAGAACCUAAGUUUGGACAUCAAGCUUUUAAACAGAAGUACUGUUCUGUUGAAAGGCCUAGAAGAGGCAAAUCGGCUCCACCUUUUUACAAAAGAAAGACGAGUUUCUAUUGCCUGGACCAACAGAAGGCAGAAAGGCCUAAUGCCGCUAGUUUCUAUUGCCUGAACGAAGGAAAAGCUGAUCAGUCUAGUGCCUCUAGUUUCUAUUGCAUGGACCAGGGGAAAGUUGAAAAGCUUAAGGCAUCGGUCUUCCUUGACAGCCCACCCCAUUUAGAACCAGUUGAGCUGAGAGAUUCCGAACAUGUCUCUGGUACUAGUAAUCAAUAUGUUAAGCCUUUUCCUGUUGAUGACUUAUUGGUUGAAACCAGAUCUUCCAGAACAGAUACGAUAAAGAUGUCUGCUAUUAUAGGAAAUGGUGAGGAGAAACAAGGAGAGAUCUCCAAGCAGUCCCAAUCCGAUGUUAAGGUUACUGAAAGUGCUAUAGAAUUAUGCUCAAAGGAAACUCAAGAGUCCUCAGAUCUAUGGAUCAAAUGGAAAAAUUGCUGUCCAACUACAAGAAAUGAGGAUUCACAUGCUUUUGACGAUGAAGUUAGCAUACUUGAUAUCUCUUCAGGGUUCCUAUCGCUUGCUAGCAAUUCCUUAGUUCCAGACUUGAUCGAUAAAAAUUUCCUUGAAAAUGCAAAAGUUCUUCUACAGCUAGACAAGAAAUUCAUUCCAGUUGUUUCUGGUGGAAUUUUGGCUGUUAUUGAUCAGCAUGCUGCAGAUGAAAGAAUCCGACUUGAAGAUCUUCGUCAAAAGCUGUUGUCCGGUGAAGCAAAGACUACAGCCUAUCUAGAUGCUGAACACGAGCUGGCACUGCCAGAGAUUGGUUACCAGUUGCUGUAUAACUAUGCUGAUCAGGUUAAAGAGUGGGGUUGGAUCUGUAAUAUUCAUGCUCAAGAUUCAAAAUCCUUCCGAAGCAAUUUGAACAUCCUACACAAGCAGGAAACGGUCAUCACGCUAAUGGCAGUACCAUGCAUAUUAGGGGUUAAUUUAUCUGAUGUAGAUCUUCUGGAGUUUCUUCAUCAGCUUGCUGAUACAGAUGGCUCAUCAACGAUGCCACCAUCCGUACUUCGAGUUCUUAAUUCAAAGGCCUGCAGAGGUGCAAUUAUGUUUGGAGACUCUUUGUUACCUUCGGAGUGCUCCCUUAUCGUUGAAGAACUGAAGCAGACUUCUCUAUGUUUCCAAUGCGCCCAUGGACGGCCAACGACGGUACCUCUUGUGGACUUGGAGGCAUUGCAUAAGCAGAUAAAGGAGCUGGAAAUACAUGGCAAAAGUGGUUCAAAUGGAACGUGGAAUGGUCUGGGACGACACGAGCUGAGCAUAGAAAGGAUGUUGCAGCGCUUGAGUUCGGCUGAAGGUUUAUAAUACUCUUGGGAAAUGCUGCCCUUUCAUCGAGGAGACUAAUUGCCCAGGAGGUGGAGUAAAUAGCAGCAUACAGAGUAGAUUGGAUUGAGUAGCAUUUUUAGACGAUGCAUACAAGCAAUAGUUGGGGACGAUGAUUUGUUAAAAAAAGGCAGUGUUUCUGUAGUUCAAGUAUCCUUGGAGUUUUGGUUGUAAUUCUUACAAUAAACUGUUAUCUACGCUCCAUCUAAAUAAAUUCUUUUGAAACAUUGUAAAUAAAGCUAAAUGUUUCUUAAAAGAAUAUUGGUCCAAUCAGAUGAUUUGGUCUGGUUCUUGAAA